Messenger RNA from Aspergillus terreus NIH2624, 771 nucleotides. RefSeq lists its product as uncharacterized. Bases 1 to 771 code for a protein of 256 amino acids. Lineage: Eukaryota; Fungi; Ascomycota; Eurotiomycetes; Eurotiales; Aspergillaceae. The record is from RefSeq and is a predicted model, not a curated record. The transcript has 5 exons.
AUGGAAGACUCCGGGAACCUCAACAGCUUGGCCGUGGAGCUGUCCGAUCUGGAAGUGGCUCUUUUUGUCUGUCUUGCGGUCGGCGAGCACUGUCGGAUUGACACCACCGACGCGAACAUUCAUGACGUUGCUAAAGAGCUAUCCUUGAUCUGCUCGAGCACAUUUGGGCUCUCUAAUUCAAUCCUUGACUUCUCGACAGCCGUAUCAUUCGAUGAUUUCUGCCGUGAGAUCAUCCCGUCGGGUGCGCGCUGGCCCAGAAGAGCCACCGAACAGAUCGUCAAUGUGGUGAUAGCUAAGAAUUUCAACCGUGCCGACGAGAACAUCCAGCUCCAUGCGUUGGAGUUAAUGCGCACAAAGAGACUCAAAACACAAGAAACGGUUCUCGAAGGGCCGGAAAACUUCCUCUUCCUGCCUUUGACUGUGCGAAAAGCCGCAGACGACAGCCCAAAACUGAACCCUCAUCUGAAUGACCAUCUCAUCCUCUCCCACUUUCACGACACCCACGACGACUAUGUCUACCUGGAAGACAGCAACGACUGGCUUUCCGAUCAGGGGUCCGCGUCUUCCGUCGUCCGGAACCCGAAGAAGGGUCGUCCCUUCAUUGACCGAACGCUCCUGGACAAGCUACACCAAGCCAGCGAGUCCGUCACUGCAGGCGCAGACGUCCUCCGGUACCAGCAGGACAUUGUAGUGUUUCUCCGGCUCAGUCGGGCUGUGGCGGGUGGAAUCUCCACGCGAUCUAACGUACAGUUCAAGCAACUCUCGAAGUAA